AUGCCUCUACCGUCUCGGGCCUCGUCUACGCCCAAGAUUAGCAAGGCCUGCGUGCCGUGUAGAACGCGCAAGAUCAAGUGCAAUGCUGCUGUCGUUGGGCUUCCCUGCGGCAGCUGUGUUAGUAGAGAAUGCCCGGAUGACUGUGUUUUGUCGGCACGGAAACGUCGGACUGUAAAAGUGCGUAAUGCCGAAGCGCCUAGGUCGCGGAAAAAUAUACCAGAUACCAAUGGUUCCGUUUUAUCGCCUCGACAGCAACAGCUUCCAACAAAUGUAUCAAGACAGACGACGGAUAGUUCUCAUUCUGAUCCUGUAGAAGAGUCUAUCCAUGCAAGCCAUACUGGCAGUUCUUUACGGAACGACACUCCCCACUCGAGGGAUCGUCGUCCGCCGGGUCAGGCCCAGGCUGAUCUGCUUUACCUCAACAUUCUCCAAGAUACAGUCAAUGACACCUCAGCGGCUCAGACAGAUGCAAGUGAUCAUCAGUCAAAUGAUGAACCAGAUGACAGCUUCAACAGUCAAAUACAUCACUGGAACCCACCGCCUCAGCUUGACGACGUCGACAACGAGUAUCUUGCUAAGAAGAAAGUAUUCGAGCUUCCUCCUCCCCGCUUUAUGGACAACAUAGUCAAAGCAUACUUCGACUAUGUGCACCCUUUCGCACCCAUCCUCAACAGAACACACUUUAUUCAGAGUUAUCGUUCAGGGACCUGUUGUCUUUUUUUGCUUCAUGCUGUAGCAGCAGCUGCAAGUCUCUAUGUCACUCAUGACGUCCUUCUUGGCUGCGGCUAUCCAGAUCGUUCAACCGCACAGGCAUCCUUCUUCUCAAAGGCCAAACUUUUCCAUGACUUUCAUUGUCAAGGGGAUCCGCUUUCCAUGUUGCAAGGAUCCAUGAUUCUUGGCGCCAUCAUCCUGGAUCAUCCGUCUGACAGAGACUUUCAGUAUUGGUUUCAUAACUCAGUCCGGCGUGCUUCAAAAAUGGGUGUACAAAAUGCCUGUCUUCGUGAUGAUGGAUCGCAAAAGUUGUACCGAAGGAUCUGGUGGGUUCUUCAUAAUAGGGACAUCUUCCAUUUCUUCAUCAACACGCAGAACAUGCGCCUGCUUGCAAAUGCACCUCCAAUCAGACCACUGACAGAAGCUGAUUGGGAGACUGAAGACAUUGAGCAAUGGUCCGGUAUCUUAUCGCCAAUCUCCCAGGCCCAAAAGGUGUCCCUCAUAGCUCAAUGCGAGUUAGCCCAGAUCUUUGGGAAUGUCAUGUCUGUCGUCACGAGUUCAACUCCAUCAGCAGAGGAAAUUCACAAACGAAUACUGCCGCUUGAUGCCUGGCGAACAUCACUUCCUGAUAGGAUGCAGCUCAUGGCUUCUUUUGCAGAUGGUGAGAUUUAUCAUCUCGAAGCUCUGACCACCAGUUAUCGCUUUGAGUGCAUCAUGUGUCGUUUGCUGCGUCGUGGAAGAUGGCAAAUGAGUGAUGACGGGUUGCGCGAGUGGGCACAGCAACGGUUCAGAUCGGCAAUCUUUGAGCUUGAUACCAUCGUUAAACGCGUCAUGAUCAACAACACGAUUCAAAAGUUGCCAACUACUUUCAUCACCACCAUCACUGCCCUCUUGGCGCUUCACAUAGAGUCUGCUCUUGACGCCGCAGAGUCAAGCCUCAUUCGCUCAAUGGCUCGGAUAUCGGUUCAGCACACCAUGCUUGCACUUGACCAGAUACGAGAUACCCCUGCCAUCAAGAGAGCUUUGCCUGCAUUUGAGAUUGUACUGUCCAAAAACAAGCUCUAUCCAAUGUCGUCGAGCGAUACUGAGCAAAUCAACACGAUGCAGGCCAUCUCCCAAGACCAGACUCUAAGUGACGGGCAUAUCUUGCAACCACCUCAAGCGGAUAUGACUUUACCCCAGGAUGAUCAGUCAUUCUUGUAUGGGGAUUUUAUUGGAUUUGACUUUUUAGACCGAUGGCAAAUGGAGCAAUUAGAUUUUACAGGCAUUUACUAG
This is a messenger RNA of Fusarium oxysporum Fo47, 1986 nucleotides long. RefSeq lists its product as uncharacterized. The record is from RefSeq and is a predicted model, not a curated record. The transcript is spliced from 8 exons. Gene Ontology annotation, molecular function: zinc ion binding; DNA-binding transcription factor activity, RNA polymerase II-specific; DNA binding. Bases 1 to 1986 code for a protein of 661 amino acids. Lineage: Eukaryota; Fungi; Ascomycota; Sordariomycetes; Hypocreales; Nectriaceae. Gene Ontology annotation, biological process: DNA-templated transcription; regulation of DNA-templated transcription.